Mangifera indica (mango) is the source of this 3084-nucleotide messenger RNA. Its product is annotated as probable alpha,alpha-trehalose-phosphate synthase [UDP-forming] 11. Gene Ontology annotation, molecular function: catalytic activity. The transcript is spliced from 3 exons. The record is from RefSeq and is a predicted model, not a curated record. Gene Ontology annotation, biological process: trehalose biosynthetic process. Gene Ontology annotation, cellular component: cytosol. NCBI's taxonomy places the organism in Eukaryota, Viridiplantae, Streptophyta, Magnoliopsida, Sapindales, Anacardiaceae. Bases 222 to 2801 code for a protein of 859 amino acids.
GUCUGUCACGCUCGCUCCCUCGGCUUCGUUCUUAUCCCCUGUGUUUCCAGUUUCCUUAUAAAGAGAGAGAUAGAGACGAAGAAGAAGAAGGCUUGUUGUGGAAAAAAGUUUAUGAAUAUCUCUGGUUUACCUUUCUGUAACAGGUUUUAUUUUUUUAUACAAUACCCCCCGCCAUUGAAGAUACACUUGAAAAUUAAACAAAGUAGGGCUAUCGUUGUUUCAUGAAUAUGAUAUCGAGUUCUUCGUUAGAACUUUUGAAUUUGAUCUCGUUUGAUGACUUUGACGCUUUGAAUCACAUCCCGAGAGUGAUGACGGUACCCGGAAUCAUAUCUGAGGUGGGAAAAAAUGAAACGAUAAGUCCUGUGGGGUUGAACGACCACAUGGAGGAGAUUCAAGAGCGGAGGAUCAUUGUCGCCAAUCAGCUGCCUUUACGUGCGUUUCGCGAUGAAAACGGGAGAUGGGUUUUUGAGUUUGAUCAAGACAGUCUUUCCCUUCAGCUCAAAGAUGGAUUUUCCCCCGAUGUAGAAGUUUUGUAUGUCGGAGGGUUGAAAGCCGAGAUUGAUGCCGCUGAUCAUGAGGAGGUCUCGCAAGUUUUGUUGGAGAAGUUUAAGUGUGUGCCGGUGUUCUUGCCUCCCGAUGUUCACAACAAGUUUUAUCAUGGGUUCUGUAAGCAUUAUCUCUGGCCUUUGUUUCAUUACAUGUUGCCUUUGACGUCGAGCCAUGGCGCUCGUUUUGAUCGAGCGGAGUGGCUGGCGUAUGUGUCGGCAAACAAGGUGUUUGCGGAUAAAGUGAUGGGGGUAAUAAACUCGCGUGAGGAUUAUGUGUGGAUUCAUGAUUAUCAUCUAAUGGUUUUGCCUUCUUUCUUGAGAAAAAGAUUUCAUAGAGUGAAAUUAGGAUUCUUUUUGCACAGUCCUUUUCCUUCGUCUGAAAUUUACAGGACUCUACCCGUGAGGGAUGAGAUUUUGAAGUCACUGUUGAAUUGUGACUUGAUUGGGUUUCAAACGUUUGAUUAUGCAAGACACUUUUUGUCGACUUGUAGCAGAAUGUUGGGGCUAAAUUAUGAGUCCAGAAGGGGUUACAUUGGUUUGGAUUGUUAUGGGAGAACUGUGAGUAUAAAGAUUUUGCCUGCUGGGAUUCAUAUGGGGCAGCUUGAAUCUGUUUUGUCUCUUGAGGAGACGGCGAAAAAGGCAAAAGAACUAAGGGAAAAGUAUGAUGGGAAGCUGGUGAUGUUAGGUGUGGAUGAUAUGGAUUUGUUUAAGGGGAUUAGUUUGAAGUUUUCGGCAAUGGGUCAACUUUUGGAACUGCAUCCUGAAUUGAGAGGAAAAGUUGUUCUCAUUCAAAUUACAAACCCAGCGAGGAGCAGUGGGAAAGAUGUACAAGAUGUUAUUGAUGAAAUCAAUUCAAUUGCUGAUGAGAUUAAUAAGAAAUUUGGUAGGCCAGGUUAUGAGCCAAUUGUUAUGAUAAACGGGCCUGUCAGUACAUUGGACAAGGUUACAUAUUAUGCAAUUGCUGAGUGUUGUGUGGUGAAUUGUGUGAGAGAUGGGAUGAAUUUGGUGUCUUAUAAGUACACUGUUAGUAGGCAGGGUAGCCCUGUUUUGGACAAGGCCCUGGGAUUUGAUGAGAAGAAUCCAACUCCAAAGAAGAGUGUGAUAAUUGUGUCUGAGUUCAUUGGCUGCUCGCCAUCUCUCAGUGGUGCGAUUCGUGUCAAUCCGUGGAAUAUUGAUGCGGUUGCUGAUGCCAUGGGUUCAGCUUUGAGAAUGCCGGAGACAGAGAAAAUAUUGCGCCAUGAGAAGCACUAUAAGUACAUCAGCUCUCAUGAUGUCAGUUAUUGGGCGAGGAGUUUCGAUCAAGACCUUGAAAGGGCUUGCAGAGAUCAUUCGUUCAAGAGGUGUUGGGGAGUCGGGUUGGGAUUGGGAUUCAGGAUUGUUGCUUUAGGUCCGGAGUUUAGAAAGCUGGAAGUGCGUCGAAUUGGUGAUGCUUACAAGCGGACUAAUAGCCGGUUGAUUCUUUUGGACUACGAUGGGACAGUGAUGCCACAGGCUUCAGUUGACAAAAGACCAAGCAGUGAGGUGAUCUCAAUCUUGAAUAAUUUAUGCAGUGAUCCCAGAAAUGUUGUGUUCAUAGUCAGUGGCAGAGGAAAGGAUUCCUUGAGCACAUGGUUUUCGGCUUGUGAGAAAUUGGGGAUUUCAGCCGAGCACGGCUACUUCCUUAGGUGGACUAGGGAUUCUCCAUGGGAGACCUGCUCUUUGUCGAUGCAUUUUGACUGGAAGAAGAUUGCAGAGCCUGUGAUGAAGCUUUAUACUGAGACAACCGAUGGCUCCUUCAUUGAACAUAAAGAAACUGCACUGGUGUGGCACCACCAGGAUGCCGACCCUCAUUUCGGUUCAUGGCAGGCAAAGGAGCUUCACGAUCAUCUGGAAAGUGUCCUUGCUAAUGAGCCUGUGGUUGUCAAAAGAGGCCAACACAUUGUUGAAGUCAAGCCACAGGGAGUAAGCAAAGGUAUAGUGGUAGAAAAUCUGAUUUCAACUAUGCGAAGCAAGGAUUACUCCCUGGAUUUCGUGCUGUGCAUUGGGGAUGAUCGUUCGGAUGAGGAAAUGUUCGAGAGCAUUGGACAUGCUGUUGCGAAUCCAUCCUUGCCAUCAAUUGCAGAAGUGUUUGCCUGCACAGUUGGUCAGAAACCGAGCAUGGCGAAAUAUUAUCUUGAUGAUACUUCAGAAGUCAUUAACUUGCUUAAAAGCCUUGCUGCAGGGGUAGUAUGUAACAAGUCCGAAACUCCUCAUCAGGAAUCACAGGAAAAAUGACUUACUUUAAAAUGACUACAGGGAAACACGAUACAAUUGGGUUUAGGGCAAUUGAAUACAGGUAGCAUUGUACAGGGAAAUACUACUUACAGGUUUGAUGGUUUACAAUAUAGGUUCAUCUGGCAAAAAAAGACAAAAAAUCCCAGUAGAAAAUUUACAAUUAGUUCAUUCAUAUUCUUCUCUUAAUGUUUCAGUUUUCUGACAGGAAAUUCAUUAGUUUCUGCUUUGUGCAUGAGCUGUAAUGUAUAAUAAUAUUCUUUUAAGAUUUGCCGACAUUAUGGAA